Solanum verrucosum is the source of this 1072-nucleotide messenger RNA. Its product is annotated as protein PHR1-LIKE 3-like. The record is from RefSeq and is a predicted model, not a curated record. Gene Ontology annotation, molecular function: DNA-binding transcription factor activity; DNA binding. The coding region runs from base 42 to 935 and encodes 297 amino acids. NCBI's taxonomy places the organism in Eukaryota, Viridiplantae, Streptophyta, Magnoliopsida, Solanales, Solanaceae. The transcript is spliced from 6 exons.
GACUUUUCAAGAGUUUGGGUCAUCAAGAAAUUUUUGAAAAAAUGUACUCAACAUUGUCUAUAAGGAAUUUGGGUAUAGAGGAAAGUGGGGAUUUUUUCAAUCAUCAUAUGAAUCAUAAUCUUCAGGGUUCUCUUUCAGUUGAUGGUACAAAUUUGCCUGGUGAUUCUUGUUUAGUUUUAUCAACUGAUCCUAAGCCUCGUCUUAGGUGGACAACUGAACUCCAUGAAAGGUUUGUUGAUGCUGUUACUCAACUUGGUGGUCCUGAUAAAGCAACGCCAAAAACAAUUAUGAGAACAAUGGGGGUGAAAGGUCUGACCUUAUACCAUUUGAAGUCACAUCUCCAGGCUGCAUCUUACAUUUCCUUGCAGAAAUACCGCAUGGGGAAGCAAUCUGCUAAAGAGGCAACUGAGAAUUCUAAAGACGUAUCUUGUCCGGCCGAGAGUCAAGAUACAGGUUCCUCUACAUCAGGUUCAUCCAGAGUUAUUGUGCAAGAUAUAAAUGAAGGCUUACAAGUAACCGAGGCUUUACGAGUACAGAUGGAAGUCCAGCGAAGACUACAUGAGCAGCUAGAGGUACAACGCCAUCUACAGCUUCGUAUAGAGGCACAAGGAAAAUACUUGCAAUCAAUUCUUGAAAAGGCUUGUAAAGCUUUCAAUAGCCAGUCCCUCGAAUCGAAUGGCCUAGAAAUGAACAGAGAAGAGCUCUCUGAAUUAGCAUUCAUCAAUGUCCCUUCAUUACCCGAUAUUGGCCCGAGUUUUGAGAACAAGAAUGCAUGUCACGUCCCUGCCAGACUAGGCGAUUGCUUGCUUGACGACUGCUUGCCAUCAAAUGGAAUCGGUGCUCUAAAGAAGAGACCGCGAGGUUUUACUAACGUUAACGGAUUGCCUAUGGAAAGCAAUACAAGGGAGGUGGAAUGGAUGAUGAGUAAUAUAUGAACAAAAGAUGUAAUUUUUACCACCUUUUCUACAUAUCAUGUUUGAUCCAAGAUCAAACAAUGUUGUUGCAAAUGUAUGUUUUAUUACCUUUAAUUUAAGUACCUUUUUAUCAGAAAUGAAGAUCCAGUUGAAACCUU